Messenger RNA from Rosa chinensis, 500 nucleotides. Its product is annotated as probable prefoldin subunit 5. Gene Ontology annotation, biological process: regulation of DNA-templated transcription; protein folding. The transcript has 2 exons. The coding region runs from base 1 to 450 and encodes 149 amino acids. Lineage: Eukaryota; Viridiplantae; Streptophyta; Magnoliopsida; Rosales; Rosaceae. The record is from RefSeq and is a predicted model, not a curated record. Gene Ontology annotation, cellular component: cytoplasm; prefoldin complex.
AUGGCGAUGAGGGUGAGAGGAGAGAUGGAGAAGCUGAGCGUAGAGCAGUUGAAGGCAGUGAAAGAGCAAACUGAUCUGGAGGUCAAUCUUCUCCAGGACUCUCUCAACAACAUCCGCACCGCCACCACCCGCCUCGAGCUCGCCUCCUCCGCCCUCCACGACCUCUCCCUCCGACCCACCGGCAAAAAGAUGCUCGUCCCUCUUACUGCCUCCCUUUAUGUCCCCGGAACUCUCCAGGACCCCGACCAGGUCCUCGUCGAUGUCGGCACCGGCUACUUCAUCGAGAAGAACAUGCCUCAAGCCAAAGACUACUGCAACCGCAAGAUCAAUCUCCUCAAGUCCAAUUUCGAACAACUCGUUGAGGUUGCUUCUAAGAAGAAAAGCAUAUCUGAUGAAGCUGGGUUAGUUUUGCAAGCAAAACUGAAGCAGAUGGCUCCUACAGCACAGUAGGAGACAAGGACUUUUAAUAUGUGUGCUGUGGUAUUCAAGUUAAGAUCAUG